AAGCAAGUCGGAAGGACCCCAGACUUGGACAGCGGAGUCUAAUAGCGCGCUUACGUCGAAUGCCGUCAAAUCAACUUAUCUACGUUCAUUCAUCAUUCCUUUGUAUGGGUCGUAAGAAGAAAGUCGAGCAGGAGGUAUACCACGUCGAGGUCAUAACCAAAGCCCGCGUCAGUGAAGAAGGAGACUGGGAAUAUUAUGUCAAAUGGGCAGGCUAUGACUCCGAUGCAGACACUUGGGAGCCAUCACAGAACGUGAGCAAAUGCCAGCGGCUCUUAUCCAGCUUUUGGGAUCAUGUCGGUACUGAUGACGAUGAUUACUCUGUCGGAUACGAGAUUGUGGCGAAGGACUAUUGGAUCAAGAAAGAGAAGGAGUUCUUCGCCAUGCAGUUCUCAGAAGACGCCAAACGUAUAAGUGAAAAGGACACAAAGAAACCACCUAUCAAGCAGACAGCGAAGGCUCCAGAGCCAAAACAGGUCGAGAGCGAUACUGAUGGGUCGGAAGAGUCCGAUGUCCCUCUCAAGCAGAGGUCUUCGGUCCCGAAGACGUUGCCUGGGCGAGGGGAAAAGCGUAACAAUACACUCAUUAGUUCAGAUUCAGACUCUGAUUCAUCGGAGGAUCGCCCAUCGAAACAGCGGCGGAAACACACUCACUCGAAGUCCCGGAGCACUACAGCGGACAAGGAACGCUCUUCAGCAGCCCCGGCCUCUAAUCCAUCUGCCGAACAAUCAUCUCGUCUUCUUCCACCACCACCAAGGCUAUCGACGUCUUCUGCCAUACCAUUGUCGAAUGUACCUCGCCCACCCAAAAUACAGCCCGUCCGAACUCACCAAGAUCAAAAGGCCAACCCUCUUGUCAAGUCUUUGGAACUUCCCUCGAAUGCGGUUCAAUCUGGGAGUACCCUGUCAACAAAGCAACGUAUAGCAGCGGGAUCGGGUCCUUCUGUAGCACCCAAGCCAAAGCCAUUGCAUACAAUUCCUAAACUUCUAACCGGUUUGUCAUUCAAGAAGAAACCCCCUGAAGCAAAAGAUCCUUCAUCCGCAAUUGGUUCGUCCUUCAAGAAACCUUUCGAGAAUGAGCCUUUAUCAGCGGGUGGUAUGCAACCAUCUGGUCCAUCCGCUAAAGAGCCUUCGUCCACAACUAGUUCCUUCAAGAAGAAGCCUUCCGAGAAUGAGCCUUUUUCGGCGAGUGAUGUGGAACCGUCUGGCCCAUCCACAGCGGGUGUCGAGGCCGGUCCUUCCACUACAACACCCGUUUGGACUGGCUCGUCUUUAGCCACAAAGCAGACAGUAGAGGAGCCCUCUGCCGACUGGGAUUAUAAUACAGAGGUGUUCUCGGCUGCAGAUGAUAACCCUCCCCCUCCUUCACCUGCACCCCUUAUUCAGCAUCAACUCGCGAAGCCAGCUCCCCCUAAGCCAGCCUUCGAACAGGCCGCAGACGAGUUUCUUCAAAGUCUUAGUCUUAAUGUGCCAGGUCUUAAUAGCCCUUUGGAGCCUUCAGUCAGUGAUGGCACCCAGGAAGUUGAUUCCUUCCGACCAAAGGCUUUGACAUCGAUGAAAACUUCCGUGAUGCCAAAGAUUCCCAAAAAGUGGAAAUGGGAAGGUGAUCUAUUUGUUGACUUUGCUAAGAACCAAGCGGAGAAAGUUUGUGAAGUGACGAUCAAGGACUCGACUGAUUCACGCGAUAACGGUGCUCGCAUGAGUUUCAUGAUGGCGCAAACCGAUUCCAUUCGCAUCCGAAAACUCUACAAUGUUACGGAUCUCACACCGGUUUUUCGCGCCUGUGGAGAAGCUCAGCAAUUUGCCAAACUUGAAGCUUUGGAAAAUCAAGAUAGUCAAGCACUGCACGGACUGUUUCGUCAUAUGUCAGUUCAGCGACAGGUUGCUGUUCUCCCGUUGUCGUUGGAUGGCGCAGAACUUGCUCUGCUCUUUAUUUUCAGCCCGUCACUGGAUGCCCUUUGUAGGUUCUUGCGCGUACCAGAGCAUCUACGACAGGAUUCCCAGAACACCCAUGUUUUGGUGGCCUUGUUGCCAUGGCUUGUCUCGUCUGCCAAAUACAGCAAAGGAACGACGCGUAACCGGGUCGAUGAAACCAUACAGCAGCUAUCGACUCCGAGUGGUCAAUCGAAAGACAGCCGUCGUCGCAUACUGAGAGAGGCUGCCAUGGCUAUUGAUCUGCUUUCAAUUCCACGCGAGCUCUUGGACUUCAUGCAGUUUUCGAAUAGGAAAUAUUGUAUCUGGUCCUUCCCGGCCGACGGAGCAGCUUUGAAUCCUGGCUUUGAGACCCGACAACUGAAAUACGUACUGGACAAGACCAAAGCUGCGUCAGUUAGCCUUGAUGGAGAAGCUCGGGUAAUAUUCAUACAUAUCGGGGCCCUCAAGACUUUUUACGAGCUUUCUGCCGUGGUCACUAAGCGGCGCGACGCGCCUGAAGUUCGCUUUUUCACCUACGGUACACAUGAGUCUGUUCCGUCCAGCAGGUGGGGUAUGCGCGAGAUUUUCCCUUUGGGUGGUAUUGUCACCUUCACGCCUUUGGCUAUCACCGAAGAUCCUGUUGGAUGUUAUAAUUUGAUGCGUAACCUCGCGCAGCAUCCUCUCUGGGAAUGUUACCUGAUACCUUCGAUCGUGGGUUUGAGCCAUGCCCUGGCGUGCGGCAAGGAUAAGCCAGUUCCAGAAAUCAUGAGCAUGGACUCAUGCCUUCUUCCCAUUCUGGACCUGGGAGACGCAGGCAGCGUCUCUGUCAUGAAAGCGCCUACCAAAUAUAAUGAUGACGCCUGGAUCGUCGACACCUUUGAGAAACAACUGUUGGGAGUGGAAGAUAUGCUGCGAGAGUGCAUUAAAAACUCAAUGGAGCGCUUCGCUCAGUGCAGUGAAUCUGACAUCCUAGUUGAGGCGGACCGGGAGAUUUCUCAGGAUCUCAUCAAUAUGGAACUGCAGCCUACGUUCAUGGACAAUUACCGCCGAUUUGUGGUUAUCAGAGCUGCAUCCGAGGAGACUCGUGGCCCCCCUGAAGGCGGAUUGGGGCUCGAGUGGUCUUCGAUAUCAAACUUCGCAUUCAGGGAUGAUUACUUUCUUGGAUCAUAAAUUUUAGUCAUGUCAUUAUGUACCAUAGUAUAGCCAGGUAGUCAGUUUCCUUCAAGUCCAAUUCUGAAAUACCACAUGCAAACGAACGGUAAAAUUGGGUAGAAU
This is a messenger RNA of Suillus subaureus, 3185 nucleotides long. RefSeq lists its product as uncharacterized. The transcript has 17 exons. The record is from RefSeq and is a predicted model, not a curated record. NCBI's taxonomy places the organism in Eukaryota, Fungi, Basidiomycota, Agaricomycetes, Boletales, Suillaceae. Bases 60 to 3080 code for a protein of 1006 amino acids.